AUGGAGUCUGUCUUUACUCUUUUGCAUGUAGUAAUGUAUAUUAUUAAUGUUUCAAAAGUAAAUGGGGUUGCUUGCAGCUUAAAGGGAGAGCCUGCUUACCCACAGAUAUGGAAGGAUGGAGAUAUUAUAAUUGGAGGGGCUUUGCCCUUACACAGUGGUUGGGAAUCUCCUGACAUAUCUUAUGUGGCCAAGCCACCUCCAGUGAAGUGCAUGAGCCUUGAUUUGAGGGUGUUCCAGCUUGCCCAGGCAAUGAUCUUUGCAAUAGAGGAGAUAAACAACAGUUCGUCUUUACUGCCAGGUGUCUCUCUGGGAUACAAGAUCUAUGAUACAUGUAGUUUGCCAACACAGGGGGUUCGAAUGGCCAUGUCACUUGUUAAUGGAAAUGAAAACUCAGUUUCAAAUGAUUCCUGCACAAAGCCAGCCCAGGUUCAAGCCAUAAUAGGUGAAACAUAUUCAUCAGUGUCUAUGGCUAUAGCAAAUAGUAUCAGGCCUUUUAAUGUUCCUAUAAUCAGUCACUAUGCAACCUGUGAGUGUCUCAGUGACAAGAGAAAAUACCCUACAUUUCUGCGCACUAUUCCCAGUGAUUCUUACCAGAGCAGAGCACUAGCAGAGAUGAUCAAGCACUUUGGCUGGACCUGGUUGGGAGCAAUAAGAAGAGAUGAUGACUAUGGUAAUAAUGGAAUGACUGCAUUUACUAAAAUUGCAGAGCAGUUGGGUAUCUGCUUGGAAUAUUCUCUUCCAUAUUUUAAAAACUACUCAACAGAAAAAGUGCAAAAAAUCAUUGACCAGAUUAAAAUUUCCACUUCACAAGUGAUACUCGGGUUUCUCGACAAUGCAGAUUUAGACAGUCUGCUGUCUGUUUUUUUUGAACACAACAUCACUGGAUAUCAGUGGGUGGGAACCGAGGCCUGGAUCUUUGACCCGAAACUAGCCAUUUCUGACAAAAACAACAUACUGCAAGGAGCUAUAGGACUAGCUAUCCCUAAAGCAAAGGUGACCGGUAUGCAGGAUUUCAUUCUGGAUAUAAAACCAUUAAAAUCUGUGGGCAGUGCAAUUUUCCCUAAAUUCUGGGAGACUAUGUUUGGUUGUAAAUAUACAGUUCAGAAUGAUUCAGAGGGUGUGCCAGUGUGCACAGGAGAGGAGAAGCUGUCUGAUGUGGAAAGCGUUUUCACUGAUAUGUCCAUGAUGCCCAUUUUUAGUAAUGUGUAUAAAGGAGUUUAUGCCAUUGCCCAUGCUCUGAACAACCUUCUACACUGCAACAAAACAUGUCCCACAAAGAAACAGCCUGAUCCUCUCACGUUUUUAGACCACCUUAAAAAGGUGUAUUUCAAAACCAAAGGAGGGGAGGUUGUUUAUUUUGAUGAAAAUGGUGACCCUCCUGCAAAAUAUGAGAUAAUAAAUUGGCAAACAAAUAAGCAGAAUCAACAUGAAUUGGUCACUGUUGGAGUGUAUGACUCUGCUCAAUCAGAACAGUUGGCGAUAAACAUGAGUGCUAUAUUGUGGGUCCAAAAUACAAAUCAGGUACCUAUAUCUGUAUGCAGUGAGAACUGCCUUCCAGGUACAAGGAAGGCUGCACAGAAGGGAAAGCCUAUUUGUUGCUUUGACUGCAUACCAUGUGCUGAAGGAGAAAUCAGCAAUAUUACAGAUUCUAUUGAAUGUAAACAAUGUUCUCAAGAUUACUGGUCAAAUUUGCGGAAAGAUGGAUGUGUAAAGAAGGAAAUUGAAUAUCUAACCUACGAAGAAACGAUGGGAAUUUUGCUAACAGUGGUUUCUAUUAUUGGUGCAUUAUUAACAAUGGUAAUAUCAGUAAUAUUCUUUAAACAUAAAAAUACCCCAAUAGUCAAAGCCAACAACUCUGAGCUUAGCUUCCUGCUGCUCUUCUCUCUGACUCUGUGUUUCCUUUGUUCACUUACUUUCAUUGGUCAGCCCUCUGAGUGGUCCUGUCUGUUUCGCCACACAGCCUUUGGGAUAACCUUCGUCCUCUGCAUCUCCUGUGUUUUGGGAAAAACCAUAGUAGUGUUAAUAGCCUUCAGAGCUACACUUCCAGGCAGUAAUUUAAUGAAAUGGUUUGGGCCUCCACAGCAAAGACUCAGUGUACUUGUCUUCACUCUCAUACAGGUCCUUAUCUGUGUGCUUUGGUUAACUCUAUCCCCUCCUUUACCUUUCAAAAAUCUAAAAAUCUACAAAGAAAAAAUUAUUUUAGAAUGCAAUCUGGGUUCCGCCAUAGGUUUUUGGUCUGUGUUAGGUUAUAUAGGUUUCUUGGCAUUUUUAUGUUUUGUUUUGGCUUUUCUGGCUCGAAAGUUGCCUGAUAAUUUCAAUGAAGCCAAAUUCAUCACAUUCAGCAUGCUCAUAUUCUGUGCAGUGUGGAUCACUUUUAUUCCAGCUUAUGUCAGCUCACCUGGAAAAUUCACUGUAGCUGUAGAGAUAUUUGCCAUUUUGGCCUCAAGCUUUGGGUUACUGUUUUGUAUAUUUUUUCCAAAGUGUUAUAUCAUCAUACUCAAACCAGAAAAGAACACUAAAAAGCAAAUUAUGGGUAAAGCAUAA
Clarias gariepinus (North African catfish) is the source of this 2544-nucleotide messenger RNA. RefSeq names its product extracellular calcium-sensing receptor-like. NCBI's taxonomy places the organism in Eukaryota, Metazoa, Chordata, Actinopteri, Siluriformes, Clariidae. Gene Ontology annotation, molecular function: G protein-coupled receptor activity. The record is from RefSeq and is a predicted model, not a curated record. The transcript has 6 exons. Gene Ontology annotation, cellular component: membrane. Bases 1 to 2544 code for a protein of 847 amino acids. Gene Ontology annotation, biological process: G protein-coupled receptor signaling pathway.